AUGACUGUGUGGGGCAAUAUUCGUAAUGAAGCUGCCAUCAUGUCAUCCACAGGCAAUGGCACUGAUAUUGAAGAAUUCUUGGCCAACAUUAACUUGGGGCAGUAUAUUCCUAACUUUAAAGAAUAUGGCUAUAACAUCGUGACCGAUUGCGUGGGGAUAAAUAACAGUGUGCUUCAGCAAAUGGGAGUGUUGCCUACAGGGCACCGGAGAAGGAUUCUUAAGCAAUUGGACACCACUCUUUCAAAAAUGCAAGGAAAUUCUCUUUUCCAUGAAAAUUUAAAAUUCAAAGACUUGAAAGGUUUAGAAGAGAAGCAAUAUUCGUCCUCAGAUCAGGAGUCUCAAAUAAGCAGUUCAAGUGUAGAUGGGACUAGUUUGAUACCUGCAACAUUGUCAGAACAACUUCUUGAUAAAGCUCACACUGAUAAAGAAAGGUUUGAACUCGCAGAGCAAAACUUAUCAGAGGCAAAUGAUGAUAGCUUUACAAGUCUGGAUUUUUCUAGUUUAUACCAGAAUUCAGAUAGCAUACUAAAAGCUGUCAGUCGAAGUGGAAGUAUUAAGAUGAAUACUCAGCCGGAUACAUCGCUGGAAGAAGCUGCUGCAUACCAAGCUGAUGAGCACUUGGCUGGCUGUUUGGCAUUUCGUGAUCCGCCUUCUUCAUUUGCUCAUUCAUGCGAGACCAAAUACAAUGAAAACAAACAUCUGAUGUUUGCAGAUGAGGAUGAUUUGUCUGAUAGUGAGCCAAAUUCCCCAUUCUUCAAGUUUAAAGGAGAAAUGAUAGACAAUGACUUAUAUGAUUCUUAUACGCAAAACUGCAUGAAAGUAUUUCCAAGAGCAAGCCGGUCUUUUAUAUUAAGGCAUCGACCUGUACCAGAAAUUCCUCAAUCAAGUAAAGUUCAAGCUUCAUCAAGUUCCCUUCAGAAAAGAAGAAAUGUGGAUCUUGUAAAUAUUUCUUGCACUGGGAGGCAAAUUUCACAAAACAAAACUUUCGCAGAAGGAAAGCCACCUAUCAUCUCUCCAUAUGGGGAAACCUUUAUAUGGGACAACCCUAAAGAUGCUAAGGAAAUUCAUGGAAAUGAAUUCCUGGCCUGUGAAAAUAAAUCGGAUCGAGGAAUGAAUGAAGAGUAUUCUUCUCACAAGAAUCUAUGUUCCUUUAAUAAUCAGGAAGAGAAGACAAAGGAAUUUGCAAAAAAGGAAUCCCUGUCUCAGGAAAGCAAAUCAUUAGCACCAGAAGAAUCUGAAAGUGAAUCUGUAUAUUCCUUUGUGGAGCAAUGUUCUUUGCCUUUAAAGAAACAGAAAAAUAAAGCAAAAACACACUCAGCAUCUUGUAGUAAGAUACAGACUGGAGAUUCAGAUUGCUUGGUCAGUGAACAAGUGCGUUUUCAGCAAUUUGAUGGAGAUCAGACUUCGACUGGAAAUGAAUCAAUAACACCGUAUGCUUGUUUUUAUGGACCGUCAGUAAAGAAGGUUAAAGCAGGAUGGCUGGAAAAAUUAUCCCCUCAAGGCAAAUGUGUAUUUCAGAAGCGCUGGGUUAAGUUUGAUGGAGACAGCAUUUCUUAUUACAAUAAUGAAAAGGAAGUAUUCUCAAAGGGAAUAAUACUACUUUCUGCUAUAGCAACAGUAAGAGUUCACAGGGAGAAUAAAUUUGAAGUUAUCACACCCCAUAGGACUUUUGUCUUCCGUGUCGAUAAAGAAGAAGAAAGGAAUGACUGGGUUAAUACGAUGCUCAGUGCUUUGAAAUCCCACUCUGAUAAUAACUCUCAGUCUCGAACUUCUGUCACCCCUGAGAAAAGCGGAUAUCUUGAGCUGAAAGGAUACAAAGCCAAAAUCUUUGUUCUACUUCAAGGGAAUACCGUGUGGAUCUGUAAAAAUGAGCAG
Messenger RNA from Leptosomus discolor (cuckoo roller), 1875 nucleotides. Lineage: Eukaryota; Metazoa; Chordata; Aves; Leptosomiformes; Leptosomidae. The record is from RefSeq and is a predicted model, not a curated record.